Molecule: messenger RNA, 3516 nt
Organism: Bacillus rossius redtenbacheri
Lineage: Eukaryota; Metazoa; Arthropoda; Insecta; Phasmatodea; Bacillidae
Exons: 2
Coding region: 1-864 (287 amino acids)
Cellular component (GO): membrane
Source: RefSeq, a predicted model, not a curated record
AUGACCCGGACGGCGCGGCUACUGGCGGCGGUGCUGCUGGCGGCGGCGGGGGCGGCGGUGCCCGGAGAUACCUGGCGCAGGUCCUGCGCCGCCAGCUACACCUCGGCCUGCCUCAAGGCGGAGGCGGCGGCCGUCUUGGAGCGCGUCUCGCGGGAGGCGGAGCUGCAGCUGUUCCCUGGAGUGCGGCUCGUCAGGGACAACUCGAGCGGCGGUGGGGGCGGCGAGGCGCCGGGGGCGGCGGGGCUGGCGGCGGAGCUGGCGCGCGACCACCCCAAGGACGUGGGCGCGAGGCUGGACGCCUUCCUGGCGCGCCGCGUCGCCGCGUUCCUGGCCGCGCGCUCCGUCAGCGUGCGGCUGCCCGACCCCGCCUCGCUGCUGGCCGCGUGGUCCGGGCGGGCCAAGGACAAGGGCGGCAAGGGCAUGCAGCUGCUGCUGGCCGCCGCGGGCAUGAUGAAGGCCAUGCUGGGCGCGCUGGGCAUCGGCGCCGUGGCGCUGCUGGCGGGCAAGGCGCUGAUGGCGGGGCUGCUGGCGCUCAUGCUGGCGGCGCUGGUGGGGCUCAAGUCGCUGGCGGGAGGCGGCCACCACCACGUCAGCUACGAGGUGGUCAGCAAGCCCGUCGUGUCGCACGUGGACUCGCACUCGCACGAGCUGGUGCACGAGCACCCGCACCACGGCUACGCGCCCUCCUCGCACGGCCGCAGCUACGACGAGGCCCCGGGGGCCGCGGAGCCCGAGUACCGGCCCGCCGCCCCCGGGGGCAGCCUGUCCCCGGCCGCCGAGCCCGGGGGCGGCGUGGCGUGGCGCCAGAACACCUACCUGCCGCUCACCGCCCCGGGAGGGGACCUCGCCGCCCCCGGCACCUAGCAAAACCUCCCGAGCCCCGGGGGCGGCGUCUACCUGCCGCUCACCGCUCCGGGAGGAGACCUCGCCGCCCCCGGCACCUAGCAGCACCUCCCGAGCCCCGGGGGCGGCGCCUACCUGCCGCUCACCGCCCCGGGAGGGGACCUCGCCGCCCCCGGCACCUAGCAGCACCUCCCGAGCCCCGGGGGCGGCGUCUACCUGCCGCUCACCGCUCCGGGAGGAGACCUCGCCGCCCCCGGCACCUAGCAGCACCUCCCGAGCCCCGGGGGCGGCGCCUACCUGCCGCUCACCGCCCCGGGAGGAGACCUCGCCGCCCCCGGCACCUAGCAGCACCUCCCGAGCCCGGGGGCGGCGUCUACCUGCCGCUCACCGCUCCGGGAGGAGACCUCGCCGCCCCCGGCACCUAGCAGCACCUCCCGAGCCCCGGGGGUGGCGUCUACCUGCCGCUCACCGCUCCGGGAGGAGACCUCGCCGCCCCCGGCACCUAGCAGCACCUCCCGAGCCCCGGGGGUGGCGUCUACCUGCCGCUCACCGCUCCGGGAGGAGACCACGCCGCCCCCGGCACCUAGCAGCACCUCCCGAGCCCCGGGGGCGGCGCCUACCUGCCGCUCACCGCUCCGGGAGGAGACCUCGCCGCCACCGGCACCUAGCAGCACCUCCCGAGCCCCGGGGGCGGCGCCUACCUGCCGCUCACCGCCCCGGGAGGAGACCUCGCCGCCCCCGGCACCUAGCAGCACCUCCCGAGCCCGGGGGCGGCGCCUACCUGUCGCUCACCGCCCCGGGAGGAGACCUCGCCGCCCCCGGCAUCUAGCAGCACCUCCCGAGCCCCGGGGGCGGCGCCUACCUGCCGCUCACCGCCCCGGGAGGGGACCUCGCCGCCCCCGGCUUGGCAGCACAUCCGCCCCCAGCUGAUCGCCUCCGGAUGUACAGUACAGUUAGUACUAUUGCCUCGGGAAAGACCUGCAUCUGCGCUAAGCAACGGCCCUCGAGUACAAGUACAGGUGUUUUGAAGUGAGUUCAGCUGUUUGCUAGACUAGUGUGUGUGACAGAACUACGAAGGGAGCGUAAAACAGUGUUAUAGGCAUGGGUAGUGAAGCCAAGAUGGGAGUAGGGGCCAUAGUGUCCGCUCUGAGUAGAUAUGAGGACUGCAAUGCUGGUAAGAUGAAUAAUUGUCCGGUAGUUGCCUGGCAACAGUCCAGUUUAUUUGCACUUAGCUUUGUCAUCGUGCGCUCUGUCUGGACUCUGCCAGUAUCUUUGUACAGAAGUACUAAUUUGAGGUUUUACAAAUAUCAUUCACUUACGAGUGCAUGAGUGACACUUCCUUGAAAAUUUAUUAGUGUGCUUACGUCUCAUUUUAAAUGUUUACUUAUCUUAAUUGCGUUUGCCCUCCAGUUAUAAGAAAUUAAGGACAUAAACGUGUGUUUCAGGCCCUUUAAUUAUUAUUUAUGAAAUAAAUAUACUGAGAAUGAGAUUUUUGGUGUGAAAUAACUUUUUGAUUGUUGUGUUUUAGUGUCAAUGUGAUAUUUAUUUUUGGAUGUUUUACAAAAUACAUUCCUUAACAGCAGCUAUUUAAAACAGAUAUGUUCUUAAAUUUCAUGCCUUAUUCACAGUAUAAUUCAUGAUUAUUAUCUUUAUUAUUUCAAGAAUUUUUCUUCAAAACUAUUUUAACAAAAUGCAAUUCCACUUACGUAUCUUUCCACCAAUAUUCAAAUCAAGUAUACUCUUCAACUAUGUAAACUGUAAGUCAUGACUGAGUUGACUUCGACUUGAGGAAUGAAGUAGUAUUGGAACAAAAUGGAAAGCGAUUUUGUAAUUUAAGAACUAAAAAAAUAAAUAUUUAAUUAAAACUCCUUAAUUAGAUCUUGGUUUCAAAAUUAGCGUCUGUUUACAGUCGUGGUUUCACAGGUAUUCCAAAGAUCGAGCGGUAACAAAUGAAUCUCACCACAAAAUCCUUUGAUUUGACUACAGUCUAAUUAUGUUUCUAAAAACAAACGUGAUAAUAAUAUCAUCUAACCAUGGCUAACUUUCGCGGAUGAACUCGCUUAUAGGUUACCAACCUUCAACCGCGAAUUUUUCAUGGAACCUGAAAAGUGACCUUUUGGGUUGUUUUUUUUUCCCAGAGGUAAGUUUGACCUUGUUAAUAAUGAUGAAAGUCACCAGUUAGCUUAAAAGCAUGAAAUUAAAUACAUCAAUACAAUCCUACUUUUAUAAAUAAUUUACUAUAAUUAUUUGCUAGUUUAUUUAAUUGAAUUUAACACAUUUAUAUAUUUCCUAAUUCCUCUUAAAUGACAUAUUAAUUUAGCCUGUUAAUUUUCAUGUGUUAGCCAAAAGUAUGAUUGUUAAUUAAUAUGUUGUCACACUAUACAAGUCCAUUACAAAACAGUAUACAAGACUUACGUUCCUUAUUUAAUUGAUUUUCGAAAACUUUCAAUUUGUUAAAAAACUUAAACAAUUUAUAAAUUAUAUGUUAAUGUAUACAGUCAUGAAUUCUGUGAGUUUUUACGUUUUAUUUGUUAAUCUUAUUUUGUUAUAGUUUAUUGCUCGCCCAAUUAUUUGAUGUAGAUACUUUUAAAAUUGUGUAUUUAACUGUAACCAUUGAAAUUACUUUUAUAUAAUAUUUGUUACCUAAAAAUAAAUUUUCUAUAGUCUGAGUGA